UACAACUUUGUAAAAUCCCUUUCGAUUCCGUCGAAUAUAUUGCGUCACUGUACCUACUUUCCCAUUCUCCCAAGAACCUUCUCUUCCUCAUUAUUCCCUCCCUCCCUCUCUCUCUCUCUCUCUCUCACGCACACACACUGCAACGAGACAACUCAAGAAACUGGAGUGUCAAGGUCAUGGAGAAUGGACCUCCAACAAUUGGAUUUGAAGAUGGGACAAUUGAUGUUGAGCGUCUGCUUGUAGAACCCCAAGAUGGGCAUGUCUCAGUGGAUAGUGUCAUGUGUUUUAAUGAUAUCGCGGAGAAUGCCAUGGAGAUGGAAGAGGUUUCCCGCCAUUUUGGUGUUCCGAAUACUGCUGUAUCUCAGGAAUGUGGUGAAGAUAUUCUCAAUGGGGAUGUACUUGAUUCAAUGCGUGAAGUUGAAGUUGGAUAUUUUAGAAUGCAGAAUGAUUUCUGUAGCAUGGGAGAAGAGUACCUUCUAGGUGUUGAAUUUGCUGAAAGUAUUACAAAUCUGGAUUAUGGUUCAAGUGAAGGCCUGCAGACUUCAGUGUCAGACAGUCCAGUUCUAGCAUCUGCUGCUGUUACUGACACUCCUUGGAAAGCAGAUCUAUUUAGAGCAAUGGAAGUGCCUGAAUGCCAGAAUCACCAACUUAAUGCUGACAGCUCCAGAUUUGGUGAAAUUUCUGAUCCCUGCCACAAGUCUGAAACAUUCGUUGAGGAGGAGGAGCCGUCAAAGUCUCCUACAUCAUGUGCUUUACAGGAUAUGGGCAAGUUCCAUGAUAUUUCAAGCUGUUCUUUUCAAGAUAUAUUGGAUGAGAAUGACACAAGCCUUUCUCCAUCAGUUGACAUGCUACACAGUCCUAAGAAUGAGAAAAGUAGUGAAUUUGGUGGGCUGACAGGCCAAACUGGUGAGAUCAAAAGAUUCCUGGGGCGGGAUGCAUUAGUAACAACGUCAGCUCCAGCAAGCCACACUAACACUUUUCCUACGCCAAAGAGAUCACGUAAGCCCACACAGAGGUACAUUGAUGAACUAGCAGAUCCGCUUUCCAGACAUUCAAAAAAAAGGCGGGAAGUUUCUUCUUCAAAGUCGUUAGGAGUUAAAGAUCAUAAGAAAUGCCGUCUAGGACCUAGAGCAAUAAGAUUGCCUGCUGAAGAGUCCAGUGUCAAAGCUAUUCAGGUGCCUUUUGGUUCCUUGGUGCAGAAUGAAUGUCCUGAGAGCUGUGCAUAUGAUAUGGUCCGUAGUUCAGAUAGAGGAAACCUGAUGACUAAGUCCAAAGAUAGCCGGAUUAGUUCAGAAAAUCAAAAGAAAAAAGAUGUAUUUGCCGGAGCUAUUCAUCUCAAGAAAAGGGAUGAUAGUGUCUCUGCUGCAACUCAAAAGAAGAGGGAUGACAAUGUUGCUGCAGUUCAUUUAAAGAAAAGGGAAGACAAUGUUACUGCAGUUCAUAUAAAGAAAAGGGAUGACAACAUUACUGCAGUGAGUCCGAAGAAACCGGACGACUGUGACGCAACAGUACGUCAAAAGAAAAGAGAUGACUAUCUCACAGCAGAGAGCUCUGAAGAAGUUAAUGGUCGGAGGAAGCAUCAUAGGUUAUGGACGAUUGCAGAGGUUAAAAAAUUAAUUGAUGGUGUCGCAGAAUAUGGUGUUGGAAGAUGGAGUCGGAUAAAGAAGCUUUUCUUCUCUGCAUCUGCUCAUCGUACUUCUGUAGAUCUCAAGGACAAAUGGCGAAAUCUUUUGAAAGCAAGUGGUAUUCAGAGUCAAGGCAGUCGACAGGGAGAAAAGAAACGGAAUAUGGCCUGGCGUCCUCUGCCAAAGUCAAUCCUGCGCCGUGUUUGUGAGCUGGCUACAAUAUAUCCUUAUCCCAAAGGCCGGAAAACCAAGAUUGCACAUAUUCAUCAUGAUUCUCCAGAUAGAAGUACAGAUAUUACAUUGGGCGACUACAGAAGAAUCCUACGAAGUAUUAAUGGCAAUUGAUUCUCCUGUUAGUAUGAUUAGGCAAUUUUAUACAUAAUUUCAAAUUUCUCCCUAACAGUGCUGCCUGUCCAUCCUAAACAGCAUGUAGAACUGAGGAUUUUAGAACUAUUUGGAUUGAUUUUUGAACAGAAUUUCACAUGAUUUCAGUGACUGAAUGUCUGGUUUUGCUGACAA
Messenger RNA from Sesamum indicum (sesame), 2144 nucleotides. RefSeq lists its product as uncharacterized. The record is from RefSeq and is a predicted model, not a curated record. Lineage: Eukaryota; Viridiplantae; Streptophyta; Magnoliopsida; Lamiales; Pedaliaceae.